Messenger RNA from Orbicella faveolata, 464 nucleotides. Its product is annotated as tetratricopeptide repeat protein 39A-like. NCBI's taxonomy places the organism in Eukaryota, Metazoa, Cnidaria, Anthozoa, Scleractinia, Merulinidae. The record is from RefSeq and is a predicted model, not a curated record. Gene Ontology annotation, molecular function: protein binding.
CUAAAGCUGAUGUGGCUUCCUCUCUAAAUAUAGGUCAAUGAAAGCAUGUACCAUGCUCUUGGUUAUAGCACCAUCUCGUAUCUUCAAGCUAUGAUGACAUUUGAACCACAAGCAAUUCAGCAUGCAAGCAACAGCAACAAAAUUGCUUUGGAUGUUUGUGAAAGAUAUAGAAGGAAACAUUCUUGGACAGAGUCUUUCACUAGUUGGAUCUGGAAUCCUUCUUAUGAUAAUUUAACAGAAGUCGAACGACAUGCUGAACUGUGCUAUGCUGAGUGUUUGUUUAUGAGGGCCUUGCUUACUUUUAUUCAGGAUGAAAAUCUGGUCAGUUUCAUUCGAGGAGCUCUUAAAAUCAGAAGUGCAUACCAGACUUACAAGUAAGCAAGAACAACUCUUUUAGAGAGAAAUUAGUUCUAGUACUAGCUAUAGUCUGUUGCUUCCAUUAGGAACCAGAUAGUCCAGCAGUG